Rasamsonia emersonii CBS 393.64 is the source of this 891-nucleotide messenger RNA. RefSeq names its product Proteasome endopeptidase complex. Gene Ontology annotation, molecular function: threonine-type endopeptidase activity. The transcript has 6 exons. Gene Ontology annotation, cellular component: proteasome core complex. Lineage: Eukaryota; Fungi; Ascomycota; Eurotiomycetes; Eurotiales; Trichocomaceae. The record is from RefSeq and is a predicted model, not a curated record. The coding region runs from base 1 to 891 and encodes 296 amino acids.
AUGGAUACGUUAGUCGCCAAAUACUCCCGCUCGCCGUACGAAGAUGAGUUCUAUUCCGAGCAACAACAGCGCGAAAUGACAGAGUGUCUUCCGCCGCUGUCUCUAAAAUUCGAUCUCCCUCCGAUUGAGAAUCCCUCUGCUUUCCUCCGUGCCAUGACGGAUGACCAUGCGAACCCGAAUGCGCCGAUCAAACUAGCCCACGGAACGACCACUCUUGCGUUUCGAUUCAAGGACGGAAUCAUUGUCGCGACGGAUUCCCGAGCAACGGCAGGGAACUGGAUCGCCAGUCAGACGGUGAAGAAGGUCAUUCCCGUGUCGCGAUUGGAUCUCGUGACGGACAAGCCUCAAGAUGCUCCCGUGCCUGGUCUUCUGGGGACGAUGGCUGGAGGUGCAGCAGACUGUCAAUACUGGUUGAGAUACUUGGCCGAGCAGUGUACACUUCACGAAAUCCGGCAUAAACGUCGGAUCACGGUUGCGGCUGCUUCCAAGAUCCUGGCGAACCUGACGUACGCAUACAAGGGGAUGGGACUGAGCAUGGGAACCAUGUUGGCAGGCGUAACGCCUCAAGAAGGUCCCGCGCUCUACUACAUCGACUCAGACGGCACCCGACUGUCGGGCAACCUCUUCUGCGUCGGUUCCGGGCAGACGUUCGCCUACGGCGUGCUCGACGCCGAAUACCGCUACGACCUGAGCACGGAGGAGGCGCUGGAGCUGGCCAAGAGGAGCAUCCUGGCGGCCACCCACCGCGACGCGUACUCCGGUGGGUACAUCAACCUGUACCAUGUCCGCGAGGAAGGAUGGGUGCACCACGGCUUCAUGGACACGGAUCCCAUCUUCUGGAAGACAAAGUUGGAGAAGGGCGAAUUCACCAAUGUUACGGCUGACGUGUAG